GAGAUGGGUGGAUCACUUGAGCACAGGAGGUUGAGGCUGCAGUGAGCUGAGAUCAUGCCAUUGCACAUUAGCCUGGGCGGCGGGAGUGAGACCGUGUCUCAGGAAAAAAAAAAAAAAAAAGAAAACAAAAAAUGGACCGAGGCUGGGGUGGCAAGGCUGGGCUGGAAUGGAGGCUGAGGCCUGGCCAUGGCAGUGCCCAGGUGCUAGAGGACGUGUAGCAGGAAGCAAGGGCCGCCCUCAGGGAUGGGGGACUGGGUCUGGCAGCUGCUGAGGGGAAGGGCAGGAUGUGUAUGGAGAGCCACGUGGGGCUGCGGUUGGGCCAAGGAUUUUAAGAGCCCUGCUGCUCUCGGUGGCGGGCAGAAGGCCUGGGCCACAGGUGGGGCCUGCUGGGGAGACCAUAGGGGUGGCAGGUAUGGCUGGCCCUGGGCGCACCAGACACCGAUACUCCUCCUCCCUGGCUGCUCCUUCAGCAGGUCUGAGAGUCUGAGUCACCUUCCCCUCACGUGACCCCCACCAGGACGAGGCAGGGAAGUGGCCAUCUUUGGCCCUGACUCAGCCUUGCAGGGAGAAGAGGGGCUGGAGCUGCGGGUGGCCUGCUGAUGGCUCCCCCAACCCCUGCCCACCUGGGUCUGGUGCUGUGUGUGCUUUUGCUGCGUCUGUCCUCCCUUGUGACCAGUUUCUGCUGGACCUGGUUGUCCAGCCAUGAUCUUCUGACCAUCGUGGUUUCUGGACACACAUCUGUUGGACUGAGGAAUUUGUGUUCCUGGCCACAGAACAGUGGCAACCUCUGCCUCAAGCAGUUCCUGGUCUGGCACUCCCCCGGGGAGGCCAGAGAGAACCAAGCCGUCUCCUGAUGCAGAAAGUCAGCCCCGCUGGGCAGUGCUGGCCCAGGAAGUAGGGCCCUACCCAGCGGUGUGCCGACUGUGGAACACUGUCUGCUCAGGCGGGUCUGGCCACAUUCCUGCAGCAUGAUGGUUGGCAGUUAGCUUCCUGGAGCGCGGAGGGGUCCUUCCCUGCCUAACUGACUUGUCUACAGGGCAGCAAGAAGAUGCAUCCGUCCCUUGGAGUGUCCCAGGCACCCCCCCGACACCCCCAGGCGCCCCCCACCCAAGAUCCCCCCAUCCGGGUGACCUGCACGGGUUCCUGUGGGGUCUCCAACAAGGCUAACGACGCAGCGUGGGUAGCGGAGGAGGACUACUUCAACAGUUCCCUGUCGCUGGCGGACAAGGGGAGUCUGCCCGCUGGUGAGCACAGCUUCCCCUUCCAGUUCCUGCUUCCUGCCACAGCACCCACGUCCUUUGAGGGUCCUUUUGGGAAGAUCGUGCACCAGGUGAGGGCCGCCAUCCACACGCCACGGUUUUCCAAGGAUCACAAGUGCAGCCUCGUGUUCUAUAUCUUGAGCCCCCUGAAUCUGAACAGCAUCCCAGACAUUGAGCAACCCAAUGUGGCCUCUGCCACCAAGAAGUUCUCCUACAAGCUGGUGAAGACAGGCAGCGUGGUCCUCACAGCCAGCACUGAUCUCCGCGGCUACGUGGUGGGGCAGGCGCUGCAGCUGCACGCCGACAUUGAGAACCAGUCAGGCAAGGACACCAGCCCUGUGGUGGCCAGUCUGCUGCAGAAAGUGUCCUAUAAGGCCAAGCGCUGGAUCCACGACGUACGGACCAUUGCGGAGGUGGAGGGUGCGGGCGUCAAGGCCUGGCGGCGGGCACAGUGGCAUGAGCAGAUCCUGGUGCCUGCUUUGCCCCAGUCGGCCCUGCCAGGCUGCAGCCUCAUCCACAUCGACUACUACUUACAGGUCUCUCUGAAGGCACCGGAAGCUACUGUGACCCUCCCGGUCUUCAUUGGCAAUAUUGCUGUGAACCAUGCCCCACUGAGCCCCCGGCCAGGUCCAGGGCUGCCUCCCUGGGCCCCACCCCUGGUGGUGCCUUCUGCACCACCCCAGGAGGAGGCCGAGGCUGCGGCUGGCGGCCCCCACUUCUUGGACCCGGUCUCCCUCUCCACCAAGAGCCAUUCGCAGCAGCAGCCCCUGCUGGCCACCUUGGGUUCUGUGCCUGGUGCCCCUGAGCCCUGUCCUCAGGAUGGCAGCCCUGCCUCAUACCCGCUGCGGCCUCCCUUGUGCAUUUCAACAGGUGCCACUGUCCCCUAUUUUGCAGAGGGCUCUGGGGGGCCAGUGCCUACCACCAGCACCUUGAUUCUUCCUCCAGAGUACAGCUCUUGGGGCUACCCCUAUGGUGAGUCAAGGGCCAGGGCUUGGCAGGGAGGGGACGCCAGGAGCCCCAUGCAGACCCUGCUUUCUCCCCACAGAGGCCCCACCGUCCUAUGAGCAGAGCUGCGGCAGCGUGGACCCCAGCCUGACCCCUGAGAGCUGACCCUGUGCUGCCUUCUCCAGGCAGGCCUGGCCUCUGCCCUGGGACUGGGGCGCCCAGGGCCUCGUGCCUUCUCUCUCGGCCUGGCCUGACCCACUCAGGACCUGCCCAGCCUCUGCCAGCUCCUCUGGCAUCUACCCUCUUCUCCCUGGGGCUGGGGUGGGGGUGGCAGGGAGCUGGGACCUGGAGAGACUCCUGUAAAUAAAACGCUGUAUUUGUAGA
Chlorocebus sabaeus (green monkey) is the source of this 2588-nucleotide messenger RNA. The record is from RefSeq and is a predicted model, not a curated record. NCBI's taxonomy places the organism in Eukaryota, Metazoa, Chordata, Mammalia, Primates, Cercopithecidae.